AUGGACAAUCAUCUGUACCAACAGCGUCGGCGCAGCCGGUCGCUGGAAGACUUUUUGAAAGAAGUUCCCCCUCCAAUGCACAGCCAACGGGACCACGUGAGAGCUCGUAAACAAGCAUAUGGGAGAAAUCCUCCAAGAACUUGGGAGGGAGAACAGAGAGAAGAUUACGAAGAAUACAAGAGGCACCAGCUUUCGAAAACGCUGUGCAAGGCUGAGUAUAAAGAACAAGAAAACGAAGCACGGUCCGAGUUCGAGACGUUCGUGCAUGGUGACGAGAAGAAACAAGAGUACUAUGUGCAGACAACUGGAGGCCUGCUGCCAAGGCAGCACCGGGAGUUGGCCCCCGCGGCCUCCCGAUGGGACGAGGCGGAGUAC
This is a messenger RNA of Rasamsonia emersonii CBS 393.64, 375 nucleotides long. RefSeq lists its product as uncharacterized. The annotation marks the transcript as partial. The record is from RefSeq and is a predicted model, not a curated record. Lineage: Eukaryota; Fungi; Ascomycota; Eurotiomycetes; Eurotiales; Trichocomaceae. The transcript has a single exon.